UCAGUCUGGGCGCGGCGGUUGGGGAAGAGGCUACACUUAGGCUUAGUCUGCCCAGAGGCGGCUUGGCCAGCGGCAGGGACCUGACGAUCGGAUCGGUAUCGGGAUCAGGAUGGCGGAGCGGGCCGGGCAGAGGCACCUUCUCCUUUUUUUCACAGCGGCGACCCUGUGUUGUUCAGCAUUGGGCGGUGUCUCAGUCUAUACUUCUCAAGCGCAAGUUAAAGUAGACGAGAAUCAACCUGCUACGCUGCCCUGUUCCUACAUGGGCUUCUCCUCACCUCGAGUGGAGUGGAAGUUUGUUCGGGGAAGCACGACCACCCUGGUUUGCUAUGACAGCAAGAUUACUGCUUCCUACGAAGGCCGGGUGGUCUUCUCCCAGACUGGUAUUUCUUUCCGCUCUGUGACCCGAAAGGACACGGGGCUGUAUACAUGUAUGGUCACUGAAAAUGGUGGAACAGAAUAUGGAGAGAUCACUGUGGAGCUCCUUGUGUUAGUGCCACCAUCAACACCCACAGUCAACGUUCCAUCUUCAGCCACCAUUGGGAAUCGAGUUGUGCUGACCUGCUCUGAGGAGGACGGUUCUCCACCCCCUCAGUACGAGUGGUACAAGGAUGGGAUUCUGAUGCCUUCAGAUCCCAAGAAGUCCCGUGCCUUCAGCAAUUCUUCCUAUACCAUGGACUCUGAGACAGGGGAACUGGUGUUUGACCCUCUGUCAACUUUUGAUACCGGGGAGUAUUCCUGCCAAGUAAGCAAUGGAGUUGGGGCCGCCAAAACCUCACAAGCUGUACGAAUGGAAGCUGUGGAACUAAAUGUAGGGGGCAUUGUGGCGGCUGUUAUUGUGACACUGAUCCUCCUCGGGCUCCUGAUUUUUGGUGUCUGGUUUGCCUACUCUCGAGGCUAUUUCAACAGAACAAGUAAAGGGAGCACCAGUAAGAAAGUAAUCUAUAGCCAGCCCUCUGCCCGCAGUGAUGGAGAAUUCCGACAGACAUCAUCAUUUUUGGUGUGACCCCCCCCCAACCCAUCUCUUCUCCCAUCUUCUGAGUUUGUCCUUUUUGGAUUCUGCUGGACUCUGACCUCCUGAUGUUUAUGAAUUUCACAGGAUGCCUUACUUACUGUCUUAGUCCAUCUCCUCUUAGGAUUUUUUUUAAUGAUGACUCUCCAGCCAGGGCUUCUGUGUGUGUUUAUGAAUGAAGUGGAGCAAUAAUACCCUGCCCUGCCUUCUCUUCUCACAUCACUGAUGGACUUGCCUGGACCAUAUUUAGGGUUCCUAAUCCCCAACUCUUUUUAGAAUCAGGCAGGUUGAAUGAUGUCUGUUCCCCACCAACAGCUCCUUACCAACAGACAUGGCCAAGCUCCCCAGAGUGAAUAUCUUCAUUUCUGUGUUCUGAACUUGACCCUAACUUGGGGUCUUAUGACAUUUGGACUCCCUCAGGAGUGGAGAGAAGCUGGGACCUGAAGCCAGAACAAUGUUUUCUCUAAUAGGCUCAAGAGAUUGGAGCUGUGAGCUCUGAACAGUAGAGUAGUAGCGAAACAUAUGUUUUUUGGGACCUCCUCUCAAUUCCUUCUAAAAAAGAUGCUUCUAGAGAAUCUUCUAGCAUCUUCCUGGCUUGUAAUAUGGCCACUUCAGCAAGACCACUGGAUCUUUUUUGUGUAGAGGGCUCCAGGACCAUGAGAGCUCUCAAGGAGAAAAAACACAGUGACAAUAUUUAAGACACACCUAUCUGCAGAAAGCAGAUCUAGGGCUGGAGGUGCAAAGCCUUUUUCACUGGGACAGAUAGGAAUGCCUUUUCAGAAAGGUGUCAUGUGCUUGGAAAGCCUCCACUCCUGCUGAAUUACAGGGUGUAGAACAUGUUGUGUAUGAAUGUCAUUUUAAAUAAAAAUUUUUUUGUUUUGUCUAA
Molecule: messenger RNA, 1895 nt
Organism: Trichosurus vulpecula (common brushtail)
Lineage: Eukaryota; Metazoa; Chordata; Mammalia; Diprotodontia; Phalangeridae
Gene: F11R
Product: F11 receptor
Exons: 10
Coding region: 110-1003 (297 amino acids)
Biological process (GO): intestinal absorption; regulation of membrane permeability; cell adhesion
Cellular component (GO): bicellular tight junction
Source: RefSeq, a predicted model, not a curated record